AUGUACGGCAAUGGCAACCGGAGCACUGCAGACCUGCUUGCCAGGGCCAAGAGCGUGCUGGCGGCGUCGGCCCACUCGCGGGCCCGGACAACCGCCUUGGCCCAGGUAACGCCUUCGCCGGCCCAGCUGUCAGCCGAGUCGCGCCACAUUCUGCGCCAGACGGUGGCGAGCGGAAGCGGCCACGGCGGGCCGGCCAGGACGUCGGCGCCGAUGGCGAGCGGCGGGCGGUGGCGGAGCAGCAGCCGCGGGGUAGCACGGCCGAUCGUGAUGCCGAGCGAUGAGCUGCUGGUUCCGCCGCAACCGGCCUCGGUCUUUACCUCGCCGUACUUUUCCGGGAGCUCGCCUCGCCGGGAAACUAGCGAGCUGCCGCCGCGUGCGCCUCGGAGCGGCGGACGAUCGCCGACGCGGUCGCCGCUUGCGCGGCAGUCAGAUGCGCUGGUGCAGCGAGCAAACGAUGCGCUGAUGGCGUCGGCGGAGCAGCGUGCGCGGCUGGCAGCGGCACGACAGAGCCCGUCGCGGCGAAGCCCGCGGCGAUCGGCGUCGCCGCUGGAGGAGAUUGUCGGGCAGCGGCGGGCCGAGUACGCUGAGCUGGAGAGCAAGGUGGCGGCGGCAGAUGCACGGCUGGGCGUCAACGCGCAGCAGUACCGAGAGGUUGAGUCGCGGCUCGACGACUCGAUGCGCAAGCUCGAGGAGCUGCAGGCGGCAAACCGGCGGGCGCGGGGUGUGGAGCGGCGGCGGCCGGUCGAGCCGCGUGGAGAGACCCGCGAGGAGUCGCUGACGCGGCUGCUAGUCGACUCGCAGGCCGAGUACAACCGGCUUGUGGCGGCGCAAAAUGCAGCGCUUCGCGACAAGGACGACGAGAUCCGGGCGCUGAAGGCCGAGCUGUACCAGGCACGGCUGACGAUCGAAGACCAGGCGCGCGAGCUGGCGCGGGCUCGGACGCAAAUCGAUGUUCUUCACACCUCACUCACUGUUCCUUCGAUGCCGUUGCGAGUGCCCGAGCCUGCUAUCGUGGAGAGUCCGACGUCUGCGGCCGCACCUGCGCCAGUCGUGGUUGAGAGGCUCGGUGCCGCUUGCGGCGCCCGGUUGGCCACUGUCAAGAAGGUCGACGUCGUGUCGGUGGCCAAGGACAAUUCUGGCGCAAACAUGGUGGCUGUGCCUGUAGAUGGUGGCGAGUCGGCGGCUGCCCCUGUGGCUAGCGGCAGAGCUGGUGACGACAGUGAUGUCUCUGCGAUGCUGGCUGCCGAUGGGUUGUCCGAUGGGGAGGAGGCAGCCUCUGCUCCGGUCGAUGAUACUGUGUCUGAUGUUGACGACAACAAUGUGGCAACUCUGAUUGCUGCCGGUGCAUCGUCAGACGAUGAGGAAGAGGUUGCGCCUGCUUCCACCGACGCCGAUGAGUCGGAUGACGACGACGAUGUCGCUGUGAUGCUCGCUGCUGCCGGUGCUUCGUCCGAUGAUGAGACUGUGCCUGCUCCUGUUCCUGUCGAAGACGACGAGUCAGACGGCGACGAUGAUGUCGCUGCUCUCCUGGCCGCCGGUGCUUCGUCCGAUGAUGAGGCUGUGCCUGGUCCUGCUCCUGUCGAAGACGACGAGUCAGACGGCGACGACGAUGUCGCUGCUCUCCUGGCCGCCGGUGCGUCGUCCGAUGAUGAGGCUGUGCCUGCUUCUGCUCCGGUCGAUGACGACAAGUCCGGUGACGACGAUGUCGCUGCGAUGCUCGCUGCCGCCGGUGCUUCGUCAGACGAUGAGGCUGUUGUGCCUGCUCCUGCCCCGGUCGAUGACGACAAGUCCGGCGACGAUGAUGUCGCUGCUCUGUUGGCCGCCGGUGCGCCAUCUGAUGAGGAGGUUGCGCCUGCUCCUUCUCCGGUUGAAGACGCCGAGUCGGAUGGCGACGAUGAUAUCGCUGCUCUCCUGGCCGCCGGUGCUUCGUCCGAUGAUGAGGCUGUUGUGCCUGCUCCUGCUCCUGUCGAUGACGACAAGUCGGACGGCGACGACGAUGUCGCUGCGAUGCUCGCUGCUGCCGGUGCUUCGUCCGACGAUGAGGCUGUUGUGCCUGCUCCUGUUCCUGUCGAUGACGACGAGUCCGACGGUGACGACGACGUCGCUGCGAUGCUCGCUGCUGCCGAUGCUUCGUCCGAUGAAGAGGCCGUGCCUGCUCCUGCCCCCACUGACGCUGAUGAGUCAGAUAACGACGACGACGUCGCUGCGAUGCUCGCUGCCGGUGCUUCGUCCGCUGAUGAGGCUGUGCCUGCUCCUGCUCCGGUCGAUGACGACAAGUCCGGUGACGACGAUGUCGCUGCGAUGCUCGCUACCGCCGGUGCUUCGUCCGAUGAUGAGGCUGUGCCUGCUCCUGCCCCGGUCGAUGACGACAAGUCCGGCGACGAUGAUGUCGCUGCUCUCCUGGCCGCCGGUGCGUCGUCCGAUGAUGAGGCUGUGCCUGCUUCUGCUCCGGUCGAUGACGACAAGUCCGGUGACGACGAUGUCGCUGCGAUGCUCGCUGCCGCCGGUGCUUCGUCAGACGAUGAGGCUGUUGUGCCUGCUCCUGCCCCGGUCGAUGACGACAAGUCCGGCGACGAUGAUGUCGCUGCUCUGUUGGCCGCCGGUGCGCCAUCUGAUGAGGAGGUUGCGCCUGCUCCUGCCCCGGUUGAAGACGCCGAGUCGGAUGGCGACGAUGAUAUCGCUGCUCUCCUGGCCGCCGGUGCGUCGUCCGAUGAUGAGGUUGCGCCUGCUCCUGCUCCUGUCGAAGACGACGAGUCGGACGGCGACGAUGAUGUCGCUGCUCUGUUGGCCGCCGGUGCUUCGUCAGACGAUGAGGCUGUGCCUGCUUCUGCCCCGGUCGAUGACGACGAGUCGGACGGCGACGACGAUGUCGCUGUGAUGCUCGCUGCUGCCGGUGCUUCGUCCGCUGAUGAGGCUGUGCCUGCUCCUGUUCCUGUCGAUGACGACGAGUCGGACGGCGACGAUGAUGUCGCUGCUCUCCUGGCCGCCGGUGCUUCGUCAGACGAUGAGACUGUUGUGCCUGCUCCUGCUCCUGUCGAUGACGACAAGUCGGACGGCGACGACGAUGUCGCUGCGAUGCUCGCUGCUGCCGGUGCUUCGUCAGACGAUGAGGUUGCGCCUGCUCCUGCCCCAGUCGAAGACGACGAGUCGGACGGCGACGAUGAUGUCGCUGCUCUCCUGGCCGCCGGUGCUUCGUCCGAUGAUGAGGCUGUGCCUGCUCCUGCUCCUGUCGAAGACGACGAGUCGGACGGCGACGAUGAUUCGGACGGCGACGAUGAUGUCGCUGCUCUCCUGGCCGCCGGUGCUUCGUCAGACGAUGAGGCUGUGCCUGCUCCUGUUCCUGUCGAUGACGACGAGUCAGAUGACGACGACGACGUCGCUGCGAUGCUCGCUGCUGCCGGUGCUUCGUCCGAUGAUGAGGCUGUGCCUGCUCCUGUUCCUGUCGAUGACGACGAGUCAGAUGACGACGACGACGUCGCUGCGAUGCUCGCUGCUGCCGGUGCUUCGUCCGACGAUGAGGCUGUUGUGCCUGCUCCUGUUCCUGUCGAUGACGACGAGUCCGACGGUGACGACGACGUCGCUGCGAUGCUCGCUGCUGCCGAUGCUUCGUCCGAUGAUGAGGCUGUGCCUGCUCCUGUUCCUGUCGAUGACGACGAGUCAGAUGACGACGACGACGUCGCUGCGAUGCUCGCUGCUGCCGGUGCUUCGUCAGACGAUGAGGCUGUGCCUGCUCCUGCCCCGGUCGAUGACGACAAGUCCGGCGACGAUGAUGUCGCUGCUCUCCUGGCCGCCGGUGCUUCGUCAGACGAUGAGGCUGUGCCUGCUCCUGUUCCUGUCGAAGACGACGAGUCAGAUGACGACGACGACGUCGCUGCGAUGCUCGCUGCUGCCGGUGCUUCGUCAGACGAUGAGACUGUUGUGCCUGCUCCUGCCCCGGUCGAUGACGACAAGUCCGGCGACGAUGAUGUCGCUGCUCUCCUGGCCGCCGGUGCUUCGUCAGACGAUGAGGCUGUGCCUGGUCCUGCUCCUGUCGAAGACGACGAGUCCGACGGUGACGACGAUGUUGCUGCGAUGCUCGCUGCUGCCGGUGCUUCGUCCGACGAUGAGGCUGUUGUGCCUGCUCCUGAUCCUGUCGAUGACGACGAGUCCGACGGUGACGACGACGUCGCUGCGAUGCUCGCUGCUGCCGAUGCUUCGUCCGAUGAUGAGGCUAUGCCUGCUCCUGUUCCUGUCGAAGACGACGAGUCAGAUGACGACGACGACGUCGCUGCCAUGCUCGCUGCUGCCGGUGCUUCGUCCGAUGAUGAGGUUGCGCCUGCUUCUGCCCCGGUUGAAGGCGACAAGUCGGACGGCGACGACGAUGUCGCUGCGAUGCUCGCUGCUGCCGGUGCUUCGUCCGAUGAUGAGGCUGUACCUGCUCCUGCUCCUGUCGAAGACGACGAGUCGGACGGCGACGACGAUGUCGCUGCUCUCCUGGCCGCCGGUGCUUCGUCAGACGAUGAAGCUGUGCCUGCUCCUGCCCCGGUCGAUGACGACGAGUCGGACGGCGACGAUGAUGUUGCUGCUCUCCUGGCCGCCGGUGCUUCGUCCGACGAUGAGGCUGUGCCUGCUCCUGUUCCUGUCGAAGACGACGAGUCGGACGGCGACGACGAUGUUGCUGCGAUGCUCGCUGCUGCUGGCGCUUCAUCAGAUGAUGAGGCUGUGCCUGCUCCUGCUCCCACCGACGCCGAUGAAUCAGAUGACGACAACGUCGCUGCGAUGCUCGCUGCUGCCGGUGUUUCAUCGGACGAUGAUCCUGCUGGCGCCCCGGCCCCGGUCCCAGUUGACGCCAACGAAGAGUCUGGCGACGAUGACAUCGCCGCCCUCCUGGCUGCCACCGCUGCGUCUGACGACGAUCCGCCCUCUGCCGCUACCUGUUCGUCAGACGACGACGACGACGACGAUGUCCUGGCCCUCCUCGCUGCCGCUGGCUCCACAUCCGGUUAA
Molecule: messenger RNA, 4986 nt
Organism: Thecamonas trahens ATCC 50062
Lineage: Eukaryota; Apusomonadida; Apusomonadidae
Exons: 4
Coding region: 1-4986 (1661 amino acids)
Source: RefSeq, a predicted model, not a curated record